Molecule: messenger RNA, 1918 nt
Organism: Anopheles funestus (African malaria mosquito)
Lineage: Eukaryota; Metazoa; Arthropoda; Insecta; Diptera; Culicidae
Exons: 3
Coding region: 380-1759 (459 amino acids)
Biological process (GO): intraciliary transport
Cellular component (GO): cytoplasmic dynein complex; ciliary plasm
Molecular function (GO): dynein light chain binding; dynein heavy chain binding
Source: RefSeq, a predicted model, not a curated record
ACAACAGAGGUCGCUGAUGAUACACCAACAAAUGUCGGCGUUUGCCGUUACCAUAGCAACGAAAAAGUAUGGCCACAACAAACCGGUGUGGCGCUCGUAGGAACAAUUUUAAAAACACAAAUCAUUGCAUGAUUUGCUGAACGAGUUCGAUCGGGAUGGAAUUGGAUCACGCUAAAUUCACGCUUAAAUCCAACACACCCAUUGGGUUUGAAUCUACACGCUGUGAAAAAUCGAUAGAAAAUCGUGUCAAAAAGGAUAUCGGCAUAGAUCCUUGUCCAGUUCCAACAUGUACCGAUGUUGCAACAGAACCAAAGGAACGGAAAGAAACUGCUGCAAGUAUCUUAAAUUAUGACACUUUCGUGCAUCAAUUGGUUGAUAUAUGGCUCAUACCCUUAUUUGCCCAUUGCAGACUCAGACGAUCAGUGCACCGAGAAGCAAGAAAUUUGCUACUUAUGACGACUCCAAGCUAGUCUCGUUUAUACGCAAAGUGCGACCCAUUGUCGAGGAAGAACUGUCCUACGGAAUCACUCCAAUGUUUGAUUGUAAUGAUAAUUUGUACGAAACUUCCGAACGAUACCGAGUGUGUCGUCAUCAAGAACUAACUCUUCGUAGCUUGAUCCCUGGCCACAAUACCGAAAAGAACGAUGCAAACGUGUUCCACGUCGGUGCUGCAGCAUGGCUUUCCAUAUUGACACGUGACGCUCCUCUGCUGGUAGUCGCCUGCAGUCCUAGCCACGAGGCAUGGUGUGAUCAUUUCAGCUCGAUCGUUACGGUUUUCUGUCCCAAGCGAGACCGUUACGGUGGUUCCGUACAGUGGGUAGAGCUAAGCAGCAAUCCGGUUAAAGCUUGUAUCGAGUCACUCGAAACGAACGCCUACAAUCGGGACAUGUUUGCUGGAGGCACUGUCUCCGGCGACGUGUACAUCUGGCACUACGAGAUGAAUCUGAAGAACGAACGAAAUUCCUUCGCCGAGCUACAUUCGGAAACUACCGAUUGUGGGAAAGUGGUCGAUAUGGCAUGGACACGCUACAACGUGAUGUCCAAAUCGGACUACGCUCUACUCACCGCACACAGCGAAGGAACCGUCAUACAAUGGCGAGUUGGUAAAACCAUCGUAAAGGAUAAAAUUUUCAAACUCAACGUACCGUCGGCCAGCGGAAAGGCACUCAUUUUGACGCAAAUAUUAGCCACCUCCAAUACUGAGUUCGUGGCAGGUUGUGACGAUGGUUCGUUGUUGCUUUGUUCUACCACACAAUUAAUUCCUCUAGCGUCCACAACAGAACGAUCGAUCACAUCCGUAGUCAAUUCCGGGUCGUCUUCAGUGACCAGUGGCGGUAAGGUAAAUUUGUUCUCACCGGGCACGAUCGAGCUGAAGAGUCACGCGUUUAGUGUCACUAGUCUGCAGAAGAUAGAAAACCGCCGACAGGAGCUGCUCAUUAGCUGCGAUCUUACGGGCGAAGUAUUGUUCCAUGACAUCACGGAUAGCAUCAAUUCUACUCCAACACUAAUCAUCAAAAUGCCACUUCCGUUUAAAACACGUAUUGUUUGCACGAGCGAUACUGAGUACAUCUUUUCACCGACGGGAAAUGGGUUGCUGGAGCUUUAUCGGAUCGGAAGCGGAAAAGUGGACACAGUAGAAUCGUCCUUACCUUUGAAAGGAUCUCCAAAUCUUAUUAAAAUGUCUGCGAAUGGAAAAUGGCUUAUUACUGGAACGUACAAUGGAACAUUCAUUCUGUACUCAGUAGCGCUGGAAUACUAAAAAGGCGCCCAGGAUGACCGUCUACCUAUUUGGCUUAAUGCAUCAAAUGCUUCAGAUUACACCAGCACCCUAUAUCAAUGCUGAUCCCAAUAUUCGUAUGGUUCUCUGUUGAAACAAUGAUUACCGCCACACCAUGCAAAUAUAAUAUGCUCAAUUUAG